This is a messenger RNA of Synchiropus splendidus (mandarinfish), 1611 nucleotides long. RefSeq lists its product as uncharacterized. Gene Ontology annotation, molecular function: acyl-CoA dehydrogenase activity; flavin adenine dinucleotide binding. Lineage: Eukaryota; Metazoa; Chordata; Actinopteri; Syngnathiformes; Callionymidae. Gene Ontology annotation, biological process: fatty acid beta-oxidation using acyl-CoA dehydrogenase. The transcript is spliced from 9 exons. The record is from RefSeq and is a predicted model, not a curated record. Bases 19 to 1314 code for a protein of 431 amino acids.
UAUCCGUCGUCAACAAACAUGGCGCUGCGUGCAGGAGCCUUCAAACUGCUGCUGAACAACCGUCACUUGUACAAAUUCACCCCGGCGGGUCUCCGCUCCGUGUCCGAGAAUGCACCAUCCAAACAAGUGACCGACAGUGGCUCCGAGUCAGUCAGCGACCAUUUAAUAUACACAGCAGAGCACUUUGCAUUGAAGGAGUCCCUCAAAAAGAUCAUCGACCAGGAGAUCAACCCAUAUGUGGAUCAGUGGGAAGCUGAAGGGAAGUUUCCGGCACAUAAAGUCUUCAAAAUCCUGGGGAGUGCCGGCUUCCUCGGUGUAAACAGACCAGUUGAGUAUGGAGGCCUGGGACUUGACUACAGCUACAGUGUUGCUGUGGCAGAAGAGUUGGGCAAAAUCCACUGUGGAGGCAUCCCGAUGGCCAUUGGUGUCCAGACUGACAUGGCUACCCCUGCGCUGGCCAGGUUUGGUUCAGCUGAGAUGAAACAAGAGUUUCUCCUCCCCACCAUCAUGGGGGAUAAAGUCGCCUGCCUGGGAGUGAGUGAAGUGGGAGCCGGCUCGGACGUCUCAAGUAUUUUGACCAAAGCUGUGAAAAAGGGGGAUGAAUAUGUGAUCACCGGUGGAAAGAUGUGGACCACCAACGGCACGCAGGCUGACUGGAUGUGUCUCCUGGCCAACACCAGCGACGGGCCGCCUCACAGGAACAAAUCCCUCAUCUGCCUGCCCAUGAACCUGCCAGGAGUGCACAUCGCCCGGAAGAUCAACAAAAUUGGCAUGUGGUCCUCCGACACGGCUGAGGUGUUCUUCGAUGACGUGCGCGUUCCAUGUAAGAACAUCAUUGGCCAGGAGGGGAUGGGCUUCACCUAUCAGAUGCUUCAGUUCCAGGAAGAGAGGCUGUGGGCUGCUGCCAACAUCAUUACCACCAUGGACAUUGUGAUUCAGGAGACGAUCCAGUACACUCGACAGAGGAAGAUCUUUAAGCAGCCGGUGCUCCAUCACCAGGCAGUUCACUUCAGGUUAGCCGAACUGCAGACUGAGGUCGAGCUCCUCAGAUCGCUCCUCUAUCACGCGACAGCCUUGUAUAUUAAAGGCAAUGAUGUCACAAAACUGGCCUCCAUGGCGAAGCUGAAGGCAGGUCGCCUGGCAAGAGAGCUGAGUGACAGCUGCCUGCAGUUCUGGGGUGGGAUGGGCUUCACCAGUGACGUCCUGGUCAGCAGAUUCUACAGGGACUCCAGAUUGGUGUCGAUCGGUGGCGGAGCGGAUGAGGUCAUGCUGGGGAUCAUCAGCAAGUAUAUGGACAUGCUUCCCAAGAAGUGAUGUCAUCGGUAACUCACCCGCAAAUCUUUAUUGGUGAAGGUUAUAAUCACAAAGUGCAGUUACACCAGCUACUCGUAAGGCCUUUUCUGAUGUGAGUAGGUCUCACAAACAUCUUGUUCAUUGUGUUCAUCAUCUGAAACUGAAAUAAGACGUUAAUAAGAAGCCUAAUAUUUGUAAUCUAUGUUUUCAUAAAAGGCAGAGCUGCCAGAUCUAUCACCACACUGACAAAAAAUGUUCAUAAUAAAAUUUGUUUAUUUACAAUAAAACAAUUUUCCCACAAGAAGAAUAUCACUCUUG